Clonostachys solani is the source of this 513-nucleotide messenger RNA. Lineage: Eukaryota; Fungi; Ascomycota; Sordariomycetes; Hypocreales; Bionectriaceae. The record is from the annotation of a GenBank genome assembly.
AUGUGGCUUGUUUUACAGUUAUCUGCCCAAUUCGCCCAUCACCGCACCACCUGGCCGCCAGAUACGGACUUCACAGGCAAUGUGGAUGAGUUGCCAGAGAACAAGGAAGGCAUCCCUAUCGGCGAGCUAAGCGGCGUCCACUGGCUCCGAGCCGCACCCAAGAGCUUCCGAAAGCACCUUGUGAGGAUCUAUAAAAAGUAUGGAAAGCCCAUAUAUGUCACCGAGAACGGGUGCCCGUGUCCUGGCGAGGACAAGAUGAGUAGAGAAGAAUCCAUCAAGGAUGAAUUUCGCCAGCGAUACCUCCGCGAACAUCUUGAUGCACUGGUUGAGGCGAUCCAAGAUGGGGCAAAAGUUUCCGGAUACUUUGGAUGGUCUUUCAUGGAUAACUUAGAAUGGUCCGAUGGAUAUGGCAUCAGGUUUGGAGUGACUCACACAGACUACGAUACACUUGAGAGGACGCCCAAGAACUCGGCAUUGAUGAUUAAGGACAUGAUCAAGGAGAGGACGAUUUAG